AAUUUAUUCUCUCUCGAGCUUCAAAGUUUUGAGCUUAGAGCUCUCUGCGAAAAACAUGGCGUCUUCCUCAGCGACGCUCUCUCUCUGCUCUGCUUUCUCUUCUCAUUGCAAUGUUGCCUCUCGCCGUUCGAGCGUUAUUCUUGGUUCUAUCUCUAAACCUUCGGUUAAUCUAGUCAAACCUGUGAUUGGGUUCCUUUCUCCUUCCACUGCGUCGACGUCUCGACCUGCAUUCCCCGUCGCUCCGAAAUUCGCCGAAUCAGUCGUUGAGGCUAAGCCGGAAACUACCGAUGUUGAAGCUGUAGUGGUUUCCGAUGUCGCGGAGGACAAGCCUAAACGAGAAGAGAUUUUCGCUGUUGUUAUGGUUGGUGGACGCCAAUACAUAGUUUUUCCAGGAAGGUAUCUCUACACUCAGAGACUGAAAGAUGCAAAUGUCGAUGAUCAGAUUGUUCUGAACAAAGUGUUACUUGUGGGCACAAAAACACACACUUACAUCGGCAAACCGGUCGUGACCAAUGCCACUGUACAUGCCGUAGUGGAAAAUCAAGGUCUGAAUGAUAAAGUCGUAGUCUUCAAGUACAAACCAAAGAAGAAGUACCGUAGAAAUAUCGGUCACCGACAGCCAAAUACGAGGAUUAGGAUUACAGGAAUCACAGGGUAUGAAGAGUAUCCAGCAUCGCCCAAUGUUGCGGUUUAAACUGUGUUGAGAAGUAUAGUAGGAUCUUUGAAAAAAAUAUGCUUCUUGAAUGUUGAUUUUCUGUUCUUCUCUAUGUAGUUCUGUAAAACCAGACCCUUUCAUUUUCUACUGAAAUGCCUUACUUUAAGGGAAUGUAAACCCCAGCUUUGAUCAUUCUUUGGUUUUAGGUCUGUUACAAA
This is a messenger RNA of Eutrema salsugineum, 873 nucleotides long. RefSeq names its product 50S ribosomal protein L21, chloroplastic. The transcript is spliced from 5 exons. Gene Ontology annotation, biological process: translation. Bases 56 to 694 code for a protein of 212 amino acids. Gene Ontology annotation, cellular component: ribosome. The record is from RefSeq and is a predicted model, not a curated record. Gene Ontology annotation, molecular function: structural constituent of ribosome; RNA binding. NCBI's taxonomy places the organism in Eukaryota, Viridiplantae, Streptophyta, Magnoliopsida, Brassicales, Brassicaceae.